Molecule: messenger RNA, 7116 nt
Organism: Fusarium tjaetaba
Lineage: Eukaryota; Fungi; Ascomycota; Sordariomycetes; Hypocreales; Nectriaceae
Product: polyketide synthase
Exons: 6
Coding region: 1-7116 (2371 amino acids)
Biological process (GO): secondary metabolite biosynthetic process; fatty acid biosynthetic process
Molecular function (GO): phosphopantetheine binding; 3-oxoacyl-[acyl-carrier-protein] synthase activity; hydrolase activity
Source: RefSeq, a predicted model, not a curated record
AUGGCGUCCUCAGCAGAUGUGUACGUCUUUGGCGAUCAAAGCACUCCCGUUCUUGAUAAACUACAAGCCCUUGUCCGCGUGAAAGACAACGCGCUUUUGACUUCCUUUCUUGGCGAGGCGUUUUUGGCAGUUCGGCGUGAGAUCGUUUCGCUGUCGUCUUUGGAGAGGAAAUCGAUUCCCGAGGCUGAAAGCUUGAGUUUGCUCUUGGAGGGCGUUCGGAGGAGUGAACCUCAUGCAGCGCUGGAUAGUGCUUUUGUUUGCAUUUAUGAGAUUGGAUACUAUAUCGACUAUCUUGCCCGUUCGGAUAAGCAACAUCCAUCGGCCUCUCCAUCUUUUCUACUCGGUAUUUGCACUGGUAGCAUUGCAGCAGCGGCUGUGAGCUGCGCUAAGGAUGUUUUUGAGAUCUCGAGACUGGGUGUUGAGGCUGCUACUGUUGCUUUCCGACUUGGAAUGCAUGUUCGCAGACGAGCUGAGAACCUUGGGUAUUCGACACCCUCAAGUUGGUCUAUGAUUCUGUCUUCGAAUCAGGAAGAGCUUGUCUCAGAAGCUUUACAACAAUUCUCAAAUGAGAAGAAUCUUACUCCCAGCACGCGUCCCUACAUCAGCGCCAUCGGUCCUGGUUUCACAACGAUCAGCGGUCCCCCAUCUAUCCUCGAAUCACUGAAGGCCUCCGAUGCUUUCUCUGGAAAGAGGUUAUAUCCAGCUCCCAUCUAUGGUCCCUACCAUAACUCUUCAGCAUACUCCGAGUCGAGCCUCGACAAUACCCUAGCAUCAAUCCUCCAAGAUAUUGAGUUCCUAGAGAACAAGAUGCUCAUACCCAUCAUCUCCUGCGCAUCAGGAUCUCGUUUACACCAGCUUUCCUUCGGAGACCUCCUCGACGACGUUUUGAGCAGCGCUCUCUCUCAGCAAAUCCGCAUGGAUCUCGUCACUGAUGCUCUACUCGAGACAAUUUCUGGUACUGAAGCUACCUUGAUACCAGUCAAUGCUCAAACGACUGUUUGUAGCCUUUCUGACUGGCUGGCCAAGCGAGGAGCUACAACUCUCAUGGGACCAACCUUGGAGAGCAUGGCAAAAGACCGAGCAGAACCCCAAGUUGCUCCCGGCGACGACAACAAGAUCGCCAUCAUCGGCUUCAGCGGACGAUUCCCAGAAGCCGACAACCUCGAUGAGUUCUGGGAUCUUCUCAUCCGCGGCCUCGACGUCCACAAACCAGUCCCCGAAGAGCGCUUCGCUCGCGACCACUACGAUCCAACCGGCCAGCGCAAGAACACCAGCCAAGUCCAGUACGGCUGCUGGUUAAAGUCUGCAGGUCACUUUGAUACCCAGUUCUUUCACAUGUCGCCCAAGGAAGCUAUACAGACAGAUCCAGCUCAGCGACUGGCCCUGCUCACAGCCUACGAAGCCCUCGAGAUGGCUGGAGUGGUACCUGACCGAACUCCCUCUACCCAGAGGAACCGCGUGGGCGUUUAUUACGGUACCACGAGUAAUGAUUGGGGUGAGGUGAACUCCUCGCAGGAUGUUGAUACGUACUACAUUCCUGGAGCGAAUCGUGCCUUUAUUCCUGGACGGGUCAAUUACUUCUUCAAGUUUACGGGCCCGAGUAUCGCCGUUGAUACUGCUUGCUCUUCGAGUCUCGCGGCGAUCAACCUUGCGAUCACGUCGUUGAAGAACAGAGAUUGCGAUACUGCGAUUGCUGGCGGGACUAACGUCAUGACGAACCCGGACAACUUCGCAGGCCUCGAUCGCGGGCACUUCCUUUCUCGCACUGGCAAUUGCAAAGCGUUUGACGAUGGUGCAGACGGUUACUGCCGUGCUGAUGGAAUUGGCACUUUGAUUCUCAAGCGCCUCCCAGACGCCAUCGCAGACAGUGAUCCCAUCUUUGGUGUCAUCCUCGGAGCUCACACCAACCACUCAGCAGAAUCCGUCUCCAUCACCCGACCCCUCGCAGACGCACAGGAGUACCUCUUCAAGAAACUCCUCAACGAGACUGGUAUCCACCCUCACGAUGUUAGCUACGUCGAGAUGCACGGCACAGGCACCCAAGCCGGCGACGCAGUUGAGAUGCGCUCAGUCCUCAACUCAUUCGCCUUCGAUCACAGCCGCCCGCGAGACAAGAGUUUAUAUCUCGGCUCAGUCAAAGCAAACGUCGGACACGCUGAAUCAGCCUCUGGCGUUCUCGCCAUCAUCAAGGUGUUGCUUAUGAUGCAAAAGAACACUAUCCCUCCGCACUGCGGCAUCAAGACCAAGAUCAACCAGGGCUUUCCUAAGGAUUUGGAUCAUCGUGGUGUGCGCAUUGCGUUGAAGGAUAGCGUGGAAUGGACUCGUCCUGAGGGUGGUAAGCGCAGAGUCUUGGUUAACAAUUUCUCUGCUGCUGGUGGCAACACGUCUUUGCUGCUUGAGGAUGCUCCUGCUGUUCAUCCUGCACGACAGCAUCAAGAUGUAGAUGUUCGUACUGAGCAUGUCGUUGCUGUUUCGGCGCGUUCUACCAAGGCUUUGGAAGAGAACUUGAAGGCUCUCGAGGCCUUCAUCGCCAACUCUUGGGCUCCGGAGGGUGACCUUCUCUCCCAGCUUUCGUACACCACUACUGCUCGGCGUGUGCACCACAGUCGACGCGUUGCGUUUGUCACCAACGGUCUUGAUGACUUGAGAAAGUCACUUCUCAAGGCUUCUGCCGCCGCUGGUCAGGUCAAGGGCAUUCCGGCGGUGUCGCCCAAGGUCGGGUUCCUGUUUACCGGACAGGGAGCGCAGGAGACUGCCAUGGCCAUUGGGUACUACAAAAGCUUCUCCUCUUUCCGAUCGGAUAUACACCAGCUUGACUCUAUCGCAACUCUUCAAGGUCUCCCAUCUGUCCUUCCACUUAUUCAUGGCACGACACCCGUUGAGGAUCUGUCUGCAGUUAUCGUGCAACUCGGAACUUGCAUCAUUCAGAUCGCGCUCGCCCGUUUCUGCAUCAGCCUCGGUAUUACUCCCCAGUAUGUCAUCGGACACAGUCUGGGCGAGUAUGCUGCUCUCCAGAUUGCAGGCGUUCUCAGCGUCAACGAUGCCAUAUUCCUCUGUGGUCACAGGGCAGCGCUUCUUGAUAAGAAGUGUACUGCCUACACGCACGGCAUGGUCGCUGUUAAAGCCGCGGCUGAUGACUUGAGGCAGCACAUCUCCUCUGACCUGAAGGUCGAGAUUGCUUGUGUCAAUGGCGCUGAAGACACUGUCCUCAGCGGUCCCAAUGCGGAUAUCGAGUCGCUCUGCGGGAAGUUGACUCAGGCUGGCUACAAGCUGCACAAGCUGGAGAUUCCGUUUGCCUUCCACUCAUCCCAGGUCGAUCCCAUUCUAGAUGAUCUUGAAGAACUGGCUUCUCAGGUUGAGUUCCACGAGCCCAAGCUGCCCAUCGUCUCGCCUCUCCUUUGUACACUGCUCACCGGCGAUACCCUCGGUCCCCAGUACAUCCGCCGUCAUUGCCGUGAGACCGUUGACUUCCUCAGUGCUAUCAAGAUGGCUGAAGCACAAGGCAUCAUGGACAGAAGCGGUAUGUGUAUCGAGAUCGGAGCGCAUCCCAUCCUCACGCGAAUGGUCAAGUCGAUCAUUGGCCAAGAGUUCCGAUGCCUUGCCUCUCUCCGCCGCAAGGAGGACCACUUCAAGACACUUGCGGACUCUCUUUGCGCCUUGCAUCUGGCUGGCUUCUCUGUUAACUGGGACGAGUAUCAUCGUGACUUUGCUUCAUCUCGCAAUGUUCUUCAGCUUCCCAAGUAUAGCUGGCAGCUUGCAAACUACUGGAUGCAGUACAAGUACAGCUGGUGUCUUACCAAAGGCGAUGAACCUGUCGAGACCACUGCAAUUGGUGUACCCGUGCAGGCGAGAGCACUGCGACUCAGCGAUUCAGUGCACAAUGUCAUUGAGCAGGUUCAUGGUGACAAGAGAAGCUCCAUCACUGGUGAGUCUGACAUGCAUGACCCAUCUCUCUUGGCCAUUGCGCAAAACCAUCGUGUCAACAAUUUGACUAUGGCUCCUUCGACUCUCUUCGCCGACAUCGCAUUCACCCUCGCCAAGCACCUCAUCGAGAACCACGGCCUCGACACACAGACGAACCUACCCUCCAUCAACAACAUGGCCGUCGAAAAGGCUCUCAUCGUCGGAGAGACUGGGCCUCAGUUGUUCCGAGCAUCGCUUGACAUGGACUGGACUUCCAUGCAUGGCUCAGUUCGUAUCUUCAGCGUCAAUGCAAGCGGAAAGCAGACUACUCUCCACGCAGUCUGUGAUGUCGCGGUCGAGAACCCGAGCACCCACCGCGAAAGCUGGCAGAGCCACGCUUACCUCAUCCAGCGAGGCAUCAAACAGCUUGUCCAAGGUGCCAGUGAUGGUUCUGCCCAUAUGAUGCGUCGUGGCCUCUUGUACAAGAUCUUCUCCAACUCAGUCCAAUACGGGUCUGCUUUCCAAGGCAUCGAGCAGGUUUGGUUCGACAGUGAAGGUCUCGAAGGAACUGGCAAGGUCUUCAUGCCCUCUGGCAAGGAUACCUUUGCGCUCAACCCGUAUUGUUGUGACAGCCUAGGUCAUAUCACUGGCUUCAUCAUGAACUGCAGCGAUAGCUUGGAUCUCGAUGAUCACGUCUACAUCAACCAUGGCUGGCGCACUCUUCGUCUGGUCGAGCCUUAUCAGUGCGAUGUUCAGUAUCAGACAUACGUCAAGAUGCAGGCUGUUGGCUCUGACGACUCAACUUACAGUGGAGAUGUCCAUGUUCUUCGUGAUGGGAAGAUCAUCGGUAUCUGUGGUGGCGUCACCUUCAAGAAGGUCGCUCGCAAGGUACUGGAGAUGCUUCUUCCCAAGCCUUCUGGCGCAAAGGCCAAGCAUGGUGCUGUCAAGCAUGUUGCUCCCGAGCCCAUCAAACACGCUGUUCUUACUCCCCCAUCCACCACUAGCCAUAGUCUUGGCACAGUAUCGCCUCCCGAACAAACAGAAUCGCCGGUUGGCUCUGCUUCUGGUCUUGUUCAGAAGGCUCUCGAGAUCAUUGCCGAUGAGAUUGGCGUCGAUAUCUCUGACCUCACUGACUCUACACUCUUGGCCGACCUGGGCGUCGAUUCACUCAUGUCCUUGACCAUCCUUGGCAACUUCCGAGAAGAGCUUGACCUGGACAUACCCGCAGCACAGUUCUACGAGUUCUCGACCGUUCAGGAUCUCAAGUCCUUCCUUGGAGCCAACGACCAAGAUUUCUCAAGCUCAAACUCUGAGGCAGAGAGUUCCGCGUCUAGUGCUGCUUCAACAUCCCCCAGUGACCAUGGGGACGAUGUCGUUGAGGUCAAGCCCGUUGUAGCUGAGAUUCCUCGCUCGACCUCUACGAUCUUGCAGGGCACCAAACACUGUUCGCGAACGCUCUUCCUCUUCCCUGACGGUGCUGGCUCGGCAACUUCUUACGUCACUCUCCCGUCCAUUUCGCCGGAUAUGAGAGUCAUUGGAUUGAACAGUCCGUACCUCACCAAGCCGCAUGAGUUCAACUGUGCUCUGCAAGACAUCACUGGCUCUUACUUGAACGAAGUACGUCGUCGCCAACCCUCAGGUCCUUACCAUCUUGCCGGCUGGUCAGCGGGAGGCGUAUCAGCUUUCGACGCCGCUCGACAACUCGUCUCCGAGGGAGAGGUAGUCGAGAGCCUCAUCCUGAUUGACUCACCCAACCCCGUCGGUCUCGGCAAGCUACCAAAGCGUAUGUACGACUUCCUCGAAAAGUCAGGUAUCUUUGGCGCUUUCGAGAUGGGUGAGGAAGCUCAAGCACCACCAGAUUGGCUCUUCCAGCACUUUUGUGUCUUCAUCGAGGCUCUGGAUAGGUACGUGCCCGAACCGUUUGAGCAUGGCAUGGCACCCAAGACGACCAUCAUCUGGGCUGCAGACGGCGUGUGCAAGAACCCUGAUGAUCCUCGUCCUGAGGCACAGCCUGAUGAUCCUCGGGGAAUGAAUUGGCUCUUGAAUAACAGGGAGGACUUUGGGCCGAAUGGUUGGGACGAGUUUAUUGGUCCUGAGAACAUUGGCACAAUGGCGAUUGAGAAUGCCAAUCACUUUACUAUGAUGAGGGAGCCGAUUGCGUCGGCCCUCUGUGCGAAGAUCCGGGAGGCGAUGGGGGCCCGUGUUAGUAUACCCACCGUAAAAGACGGUGCUGAAUGGCCCUUUCUCUAUCGAAUCUACCUCAACUGCCUCGCUUGGACUGUGCACAAGCUUGUAUCAUUUCUGACUGGUCUGAAUGAGGGUCAUGAUCUACAAAUCAAAAUCGACACCCCGGGACUGGGAGCAGGGCAUGUUAUCUGCAACGUGUGGCUACCCCGAUCUACCAACGGAAGUGAGCCAAAACAUCCACUGGUGUUAGUUCUCGAAGGCGGAGGUUUUGUCUUUAGACAUCCUAAAGAUGGAAGGUUAAAUAAUCGUCGAAUUGUUGAUCAGACCCGAGCAAUCGUCAUGUCGGUUGAUUACGCCAAAGCGCCACGAUACCCGUAUCCACACGCGUUGCUGCAGGCCUAUGAAGCCCUGCGUUGGGCUCUGACGUGCCCAGCUGCCUGUCAAGGCAUCUGUGUUGAUCCUUCACGAGUAGCGAUUGGAGGAAACUCUGCCGGUGGCAAUUUAACCGCAUCUUUAUCUCUACUGCUGUCCUUUCGAAGUGGUCCUUGUUACACCUUCAGGGAGCGCCUACCACUGGACUUCAAACAGGUCAUGCAUUUCAUGCUUUACCCCAGCCUCGAACUGCGCUUGCCAUACGACCUCAGGCUCUCUCGCUCUACUACCGACGCCCAGAAGCAUAGCCUACCUACUUGGAUGGCCCAAGCAAUGGAACAGUCAUACUUGCCGCCAAGAAUCUGCAAGGACGACGUCUUUGUAUCUCCUGUCGCUGCUAGCAUAGAACUUCUCCGUGAACUGGAUAUACCGCCUGCUUUACUCUUCACCGGCAGCCUGGAUUGUCUCAAAGAGGAGGGCUUCUGUUAUGCGCAAAAUUUUACGAAAAGCGACAAGGAAGUCUCUUUCCAUGAAUUCGGAGGUGGCACUCACGGGUUCUCGGUCAGACCAAAGGAGGGGAGCUCGGAGGCGCAGAACAUCUACGAGGAAUGUUGGGAUAGAAUAUGUCGUUCACUACGAGAAGCGUCCGUAUAG